Penicillium cataractarum is the source of this 945-nucleotide messenger RNA. Its product is annotated as putative mitochondrial DNA replication protein (Yhm2). The transcript has 4 exons. Gene Ontology annotation, cellular component: mitochondrion. The record is from RefSeq and is a predicted model, not a curated record. Gene Ontology annotation, molecular function: tricarboxylate secondary active transmembrane transporter activity. Gene Ontology annotation, biological process: alpha-ketoglutarate transport; mitochondrial citrate transmembrane transport. Lineage: Eukaryota; Fungi; Ascomycota; Eurotiomycetes; Eurotiales; Aspergillaceae. Bases 1 to 945 code for a protein of 314 amino acids.
AUGUCUACCGCUACCCCCGACAAGGCCGCCGCGCCUAAGCUCGAGAAGAAGCCCGUCAAGUUCAGCAACCUGCUGCUUGGUGCGGGUCUGAACCUGUUCGAGGUCACUACGUUGGGUCAGCCGCUGGAAGUGAUCAAGACAACCAUGGCCGCCAACCGGGGCGACAGCUUCGCCGGUGCUAUGGGUCGGAUUUGGGGCCGUGGCGGGAUCCUCGGUUACUAUCAGGGACUCAUUCCGUGGGCCUGGAUUGAGGCCUCCACCAAGGGCGCCGUUCUCCUCUUCGUCGCCUCCGAAGCCGAGUACUACGCCCGCUCCUUCGGUGCGAACGACUUCUUCGGUGGUAUCGCUGGUGGUAUGACCGGUGGUGUCGCCCAGGCCUAUGCCACCAUGGGUUUCUGUACCUGCAUGAAGACCGUGGAGAUCACCAAGCACAAGAUGGCCGCUGCCGGUGUUAAGCCCCAAAGCACCUUUGCCACUUUCAUGGAUAUCUACCGCAAGGAGGGUAUCCGCGGUAUCAACCGUGGUGUCAACGCCGUCGCCAUUCGUCAGACUACUAACUGGGGUUCCCGCUUCGGUCUGUCUCGUCUGGCUGAGUCCGCUAUCCGCAAGGUCGCCGGCAAGGACGACAGCCAGAAGCUGUCUGCUUGGGAGAAGGUUCUUGCUUCGAGUCUCGGUGGUGGUCUGUCUGCUUGGAACCAGCCUAUUGAGGUUAUUCGGGUUGAGAUGCAGAGCAAGACUCCUGACCCCAACCGCCCGAAGAACCUGACUGUCGGCAAGACUUUCAAGUACAUUUACGAUUCCAAUGGCAUCAAGGGCCUUUACCGUGGUGUUGCGCCCCGUAUUGGUCUGGGCAUUUGGCAGACUGUCUGCAUGGUUGCUCUUGGUGACAUGGCAAAGGAAGCUGUUGAGAAGCUGACUGGCGAUACCGUCACCGCGAAGCACUAG